This is a messenger RNA of Silurus meridionalis, 1895 nucleotides long. Its product is annotated as GTPase IMAP family member 7-like. Gene Ontology annotation, molecular function: GTP binding. Lineage: Eukaryota; Metazoa; Chordata; Actinopteri; Siluriformes; Siluridae. The record is from RefSeq and is a predicted model, not a curated record. The transcript has 2 exons. The coding region runs from base 795 to 1757 and encodes 320 amino acids.
CAAAUUUAAAUACGCUCCGCCCUCUUGCUCCUGAAUAUUCAACAGCAAGAACCAAAAUAUAUGAAUAUUUAUGAGAGUUGAAGAAAAAUAUAAAUAAUGGCUUUACUCAUCAACAGGAAGUUAUGGAGAUGCAGCUUUUUGAACUGAGCUCUUAUAACAAGCCAGAUGGUCCGUCUCCUCUUAAGUCUGGAGGACGUGGUGUCCAUGGAUUCACAGAACAGUUUUCCACUUUGCCUCAGGACACUUUAUAUGAGAUUUGGUCAAGAGAGGAUGGUGGUGUUUCUGGAUCAUGUUCACGCACGACUUCUUCUUCUUUACAUGAUUUAACCUGCAUUUGAGGAUGACAUGGAGAACUGUGUCCCCACAGUCAGCUGGAGUGGUAGAGAGAACAAACAGAACCGUUAAGGAACCUGUUACUAAAGCCUGCAUUGAAACAGGCUGAAAUUGGACUGUUCUCCUGGCAGUACUCACAGAAAUGAGAACGACGCCAUCUUUCACAAAAACUAAUAUUUUGAAAGUUUAAUGUUCAGGUCUUUCCCGACCCCAUGGGUCAGGGGACGCACUGGAGUUUCUUCCUCAUGUAACCUGGAAGUGAUGGUGGAUGACUACGUUUCUGCCCUGGUUGAAGAAUUGAAUUCUAUUAGUGCUGAUGUCUCAUUAACUCUCCCUCAGGUCCUGAUGCGAAGCCUGAAGCCUACCAAGACUGAAGUCAUGUCUUCCUCCACUGAUAUUUGGAUCACCUUGAUUGGAAAAACUGCCGUGGGAAAAGUUCUGUGGGAAACACCAUCCUACACAUGAACAGAUUCCCUGUAGGUUCUGGAUCUUCAUCAGUGACCAGAAGAUGUCAGAAGGAGAGUGUUGUCCUUACAGGAAGGACAGUGAAGGUUGUAGACACUCCAGAUUCUUUCCUUUUUACACAUAAAGAAGAUCCUGAAGAUCUUGUCAGUGAGAUAGAGCAGAGUGUGAGAUUAUCUUCUCCAGGAGUUCAUGCAUGCGUGUUAAAACCCACCACAUUUACAAAGCAGGAGGCAGAAACAGUGUCCCAGUUUAAACAGAUCUAUGGAGAGGAAGUGUUUAGACACACAGUAUUGGUGUUCACACAUGGAGAUCAGCUUCAUGGUGUACGGAUGGAUAUGUUAAUCAGACAGAAUGUGUACUUGAUGGAUUUAGUGUCUCUCUGUGGUGGGAGAUUUACAGUUCUGAACAAUGCUCUAAAUGACCGUGAUCAGGUUUAUUAUCUACUGGAUAUUAUAGACAGAAUGGUGUCUGGUAACGAGAACAAAUUCUACACGUUGGAGAUGCUGCAGGAGACACAGAGAAGAACUGAAGAACAGAAAGAAAUGCUUUUAGCACAACAGCCUAAACACCAACACCAGAUGGAUCUCGAGCGAGCAAAGAGGGAGACAGAGAUCCGUGUGAGGAAAGAGAUAGAAGAGGAAAUGAGGGUCAGAGCAGUAAAUGAGGAAGAAGAGAAGAACAGUACUACAGGAGAGAACGAUGUGGACGAUGAAGAGCAGAAGAUUAGCAAGAAAUCUCUUGACCUGGAAGAUGUAGUUAAGUGGUGUGUUAGUCAGCAGAAAUAUAUUUGUGUGAUUGCAUUUUUCUCUCUAAUUGUAGGAGGUAUGUUCAGCUCAGGCUCUACAGACCGAUGGGCAUUUGUAUGUGGAUGUGGUUUGGGUGGAUCAGCAGAAAGAAAGAUCUGGGUUCUGAUGUGGAGAAUUCAGUUCAGGACGUCUUGUUCAACAGCGUCUUUAUGAUUUGUAUCAAUACUUCAAAAAAGUCUUUGGUGUUGUGUGUGGUGGUUUAUUUGGGUUCGGUGUAGGCUUCAUCUUGAUGCUUAAUGCAAAUGUAUGUUUAUUAUUUGUGAAAUGAAUCUGAACAUAAAGCAUGAAGAC